Messenger RNA from Closterium sp. Naga37s-1, 570 nucleotides. NCBI's taxonomy places the organism in Eukaryota, Viridiplantae, Streptophyta, Zygnematophyceae, Desmidiales, Closteriaceae. The record is from the annotation of a GenBank genome assembly.
AUGCAACUGCUCCAGUGCGGUCGCAACAUGGGAGAGACACUCGCCAACCACGAUCAUGCGCCGCUCCCAGCGAAGCACGUGCGUCGGGAGGAAGCGGAGGAGAAUGGCAACGAGGAGGAGGGAAUCGAGCGACAGGGGAGGGGUCGAGUGGAAUCAGAGGAUGUAGCCGCUGAGGAGGAUCACCAGGGGAACUUGCAGACGGGGUGGGCGGCACCCCGGCAGGAAGCACAAGAGGUGCCCCAACCGCGGCCGCCUGCGGCGGGGGAGCCGGAGGAGGUGGCGCACGCGCUGCCGGGGGAGACUGAGCCACCGGGAGGGCGGGAGGAGGUGGAGGAGCCAAUGGCGUCGACGGCGCCGACUCAGCAGGCACGGACGAUAGCUGCUGGGACGACUGGAGAGAUGCUGAUGGACAACGCCGCGGCGUCGGCACCAAGAGGCGAUGACUGCGCGUCGGACACAGGGGCCCGACAAUCUCUCGCUGGACAGCGGUGUCGAGGCGGACGGCGACGUCGGAAGGAGCCGCCACGAGCCCGGAGAUGUGGAUGGGUCCGCCCGCGGGGAGAGCGAUAG